AAGUGCCGUGCGGCCGCUUCCUGUUUCAACAGAAGGGUGGGACAGGCGGAAGCAGCAUCUUGGGGUGCUUAUGUUAUUAGUCGCCGAGUGGUUGAAUUGAUUAUUUGUCCUUCAACAUGCCGGCGUAUCACUCAACGAUGCACGAGCAGAACACCAGGACGGUGGGGAACAUGGCUUUACUGCCCCUUAAAACGCAGUUUAAGGGACCAGCGAGAGGAGACGGCAUAGAUUCUGACAUCAUCGAUGAGGCUAUCUACUACUUCAAGGCAAAUGUGUUUUUCAAGAACUAUGAGAUCAAGAAUGAGGCAGACAGGACGUUGAUCUACAUCACACUCUAUAUUUCCGAGUGUCUAAAGAAGCUGCAAAAGUGUAGCUCCAGAGGCCAAGGGGAGAAGGAGAUGUACACCCUCGGCAUCACUAACUUUCCCAUUCCUGGAGAGCCUGGCUUUCCACUCAACGCCAUGUACGCCAAGCCCGCUAACAAGCAGGAGGAAGACACGAUGAGGCUCUACCUCCAGCAGAUCAGACAGGAGACCGGCUUGAGGCUGUGCGAUCGUGUGUUCGACCCCCAGACAGACAAACCGAGCAAGUGGUGGAUGUGUUUUGUCAAGAAGCAGUUCAUGAACAAGAGCCUGUCUGCUCCAGGACAGUAAACGGAGGGGGGGGCAGUGUUUGCAUCCGUGCCUCUUAGAUGGGACGCUUUAUUUCUUCAGGUUGGAUUUGUGCUGUUUGGGGUGCAAUUUGGAGUUGAUAAACCUCAUUUACAAAUAAUAUUAAAUUGAGCUGGUGCUUAAUUCAAUAAAGCAAUUAUGGUUGGAGGACAA
Messenger RNA from Hippocampus comes (tiger tail seahorse), 824 nucleotides. RefSeq names its product actin related protein 2/3 complex, subunit 3 (gene arpc3). The transcript is spliced from 7 exons. Gene Ontology annotation, biological process: Arp2/3 complex-mediated actin nucleation; regulation of actin filament polymerization. The coding region runs from base 117 to 653 and encodes 178 amino acids. Gene Ontology annotation, cellular component: Arp2/3 protein complex; cytoskeleton. The record is from RefSeq and is a predicted model, not a curated record. Lineage: Eukaryota; Metazoa; Chordata; Actinopteri; Syngnathiformes; Syngnathidae.